AUGGCCACGCUGCUGGGUCGCAACAUUGGACCUGUGGGGUAUGGACUUAUGGGUUUGACGUGGCGACCCGAUCCACCAACCCAAGCCGAGUCUUUUGAGUUAUUGAGCACUGCCAUUGCUUCCGGAGCCAACCUUUUCAAUGGUGGUGAACUGUAUGGCACUCCAGAACGCCACACCUGCCAUCUGGUAAAGGAAUAUUUCGAAGCGCACCCAGAAAACGCCUCUAAAGUGCUGCUAAGCAUCAAGGGCGGCAUGAAGUAUGGGGUUGCAGAGCCUGAUGCCAGCGAGGAGAACCUGAGACGGUCGGUGGACGAGUGCAACCGUGUGCUCGCAGGGACCAAGAAGAUUGACAUCUUCGAAUGUGCGCGCGUCGAUCCCAAAGUCCCCAUUGAGGACCAAGUCAGGGUCCUGGGUAAAUUGGUUGAGGAAGGCAAGAUCGGAGGGAUUGGACUCAGCGAAGUCAAAGCCGACACGAUUCGACGAGCACACGCCGUUCACCCGAUUUCAGUGGUUGAGGUGGAACUUUCGCUCUGGACGACGAACAUCUUGAACAACGGCGUUGCCGACGUUUGUGCUGAGCUAGGAAUCCCCAUCAUUGCGUAUGCACCGUUGAGUCGAGGUGCUUUAACCAGCGACUUUGGGGAUAAGAAUGAAGAUCUGCCAGUUCACCGAAGGAAUUUCCCAAAGUUCCAAAACGACGUGCUGCAAGCAAACCGACGGCUGACGGAGGAGGUGAACAAGAUCGGGCUCAAAAAGGGCGUCAAAUCUUCCCAAGUCGCACUUGCUUGGAUCAGAGGACUGAGUGCACGGCGGCCGGCGUCGAGUCCGAUCAUCCCUAUACCAGGCGCAGAAAAGCCAGAGUGGAUCCGGGAAAAUUGCGAGCACGUCGAGCUGACCGACGAGGAAAUGAACGAAAUCGACCGGAUUCUCAAGGCCAAUAAGACUGUAGGGGAAAGGUAUGGGGGUGCAUUUGCUAAGCUUGCUGAAGGCUAG
Messenger RNA from Cladophialophora immunda, 993 nucleotides. RefSeq lists its product as uncharacterized. The transcript has a single exon. Gene Ontology annotation, cellular component: cytoplasm. The coding region runs from base 1 to 993 and encodes 330 amino acids. NCBI's taxonomy places the organism in Eukaryota, Fungi, Ascomycota, Eurotiomycetes, Chaetothyriales, Herpotrichiellaceae. The record is from RefSeq and is a predicted model, not a curated record.